CACUACAAAAGAAACAGAGCAGACAAACAACAUGUAUGGGCGAAUGCUGAUGACCUUUGUAAAAAAAUAUACUGAUCCCGGCUUUGUAAAACAAACACGUUCUCUUUUCUUUGUUGCAUGUACCUUUGCUGCAUGGCAAUGUCAACAAGCAGUGCCUUUAUUAAAUGACCAUAGAUGGUUUGAUUCAGUGAAGCGUAAAUAUGAAGCACGAUGUCAGGUUCAAAACAACAAUUUAAAGAAAAACACGUCUUCUAAAGUUGGUAAAAAUACAAAAAAAGGACAGGACGAUGAAAAAGAUGAAUCAAAUAUAAUAAACCCUUCUGAAAAUGAGAUAAGAAUAGUUGUCAUCGGAGCUAAUGAACACGCUAAAAGUACAACAGCAAGUAUGCUACUAUUGAAAGACAACAUAACGUGGUGUCAUAACAAAGAAACUAAAUUGAAAACAUUAUACCAACAAAUAGAUUCCCACAAGUACAAGAUUGAUAUCAUUGACACAUCGCCUGUGUUUGAAUACCCUCCAAGAUUAGAUGAUGAAAAAAAACUUGAAAUCCAUAACGCUACAGCACUUUCGUGUCCAGGGCCACAUGCUGUUAUUUUGUGCAUUCCAACAACAAAUAUAGACAACGAACACUUAAAAGAUGUUAUAAAGCCUUACGAAAACAUAUUUGGUAAUGAAAUCUAUGAUUUUGUUAUUGUUGCAUUUACCCAUUAUGAGAAGUUUGAUUCAGACGAUACAGGAAAAUCGAGAUUAGACGAAGAGCACAAGAAAGACCGAUUCUACAUCGGUCUUGAAAAUGCCAUAAAAAAGAACAAUGUCAUGGCGAAAAUCAAGAACGUCAGGAAUAAUCAUAUUUUGGUUAACACCCAAAUAGAAUCUAAUGACAAAUUUGAAAUAUUGAACCAAGUCUUGGCCAUUAUUCGUGAAAGGGAAAGCAUGACAGAACAUAAACAACUAUCGUUCGCUCGGUCAGAUUUGUCGAAACAGGCGGAAACGCUAUUACAGGAGAUCAUAAAAAGACCAGAACCCGAAAAUAAAAAUACAGCAGUAACAGGACAUCCGGUCAGAAGGACGGACAAGAAACCAAAAGCAAACAGUCAUAAAAGCUCCAUAGGAAAGACAAAAGACACGACGCCGGACAAGAACUCAAAAGCUGGCGUCAAUGUAAGUUCAAAAGAUACAACGCCAAAGGACACGAGCACACGCGCAAAUGAAAUUAAGAGAGAUACAGUAAAGAAGAGCAAACAUUUUCUUGAUGAGUUUGCAAAGCAAACGCGGCAAUAGUGUCAUAAAGUGAAAGAGAAUAAAUACGAUAUUUUGGGCGGUUCAUAACUGACGGAAGAACCAUUAAUGUUUACUUGUUAACAAGUAUGAAUAUAAUUACAAACCAAUCAUUUAGUUUACUAAUUAAAGGUUUUCAAUCUCUUUUUUCUAUGAAUUAUCAUUGUGUACUACAAAAGGUAUGAAACAUUGUAACCUUUGUAAAACAAAUCAACCCUUUCUUCUAGAAAAAUGGAUUACAUGUAGAGUUAGGUGCAGACCAAGCAUUAAAUAAAGUAAACGCACGUUAACGCCAAGUGCACAUAUUUCGUAAGUUAACUCUAAUUUUUGCGUUUACUAUAAUUACGUUAACGCGGAUAAAAUGGAAAUUUCUAAUGUCUAUCCGAGUAAACGCGCGUUUACUCUGUGUCCGUUUAGUACUUCAGAUUUCACAAAUGUAUUUUAACGUGCACUUGAAAGUAAAUGCGCGUUUACUUUUCGCGUUAACUGGUUGUGUAAAUUAUACAAUAAACGUCUGCUCAUUGGUCGGGCUGUUGUCUCUUUGACAAAUUCACUAUUUCCAUUCUCUAUUUUAUUCCUGUACAUCUGUACAUUUUUAUCUUAUUUUGUUAC
Molecule: messenger RNA, 1891 nt
Organism: Mytilus californianus (California mussel)
Lineage: Eukaryota; Metazoa; Mollusca; Bivalvia; Mytilida; Mytilidae
Product: GTPase IMAP family member 9-like
Exons: 4
Coding region: 32-1282 (416 amino acids)
Molecular function (GO): GTP binding
Source: RefSeq, a predicted model, not a curated record